Molecule: messenger RNA, 2481 nt
Organism: Triticum turgidum subsp. durum (durum wheat)
Lineage: Eukaryota; Viridiplantae; Streptophyta; Magnoliopsida; Poales; Poaceae
Source: the annotation of a GenBank genome assembly
AUGUAUGAACAGCAAUAUUCUCAAAUGAACAUCGCGUCCAAACCCAUGUUCCAGAUGUGCGUCAUGGUGGCCUCCCUUCUCAUCACCUCAGGGGAUGUUGCGGCUGCUAGACAACAACAUGCUCGAAUGAGAGGCUUCGUUUUGCUGCGGAUGCUUGUGAUAGCCAACCUCUGGAUAAUAUGCAGCGGCAGUGUUCAGAAACAAGUUCUCCUGCCAGGGUUCAGUGUCUCUGAAAAUGAUUACAUCGAUAAUAAUGGAACUUUUCUGUUGUCCAAUGGCUUCGUAUAUGGCUUCGGCUUUGUAACCAGUAGUGUGUCAGAGAGCUCCUAUCUUCUCUCGGUGGUGCACCUAGCCUCCACUUCUGUCGUCUGGACUGCUAAUGCUAACUCUCCUGUUUCUCAUACGGAUGCCUUUGUGUUCGACAAGGAUGGUAAUGCCUACCUGCGGUCUCAAGGCUCCACUGUCUGGACUGCCAAUCUCUCCGGCAAGGGCGCCUCUAUUCGGCUGCUGGACUCUGGCAAUCUUAUAGUGCUCGGCAAAGACGGCUCUUCUCUUGUAUGGCAGAGUUUGAGCUAUCCAACGAACACACUUUUGUCUGGCCAGAGCUUCACUGAUGGGAUGACACUUGUGAGCCAGUCCAGCACAAACAACAUUAGUUAUACACUUGGCAUCACAUCAGGGGACAUGAGGUUGUACGCAGGCUUCCAGAACCCCCAACCUUACUGGUCUGCUGUGCUGGAUACAAGGUUGCUCGUGGACAUGAAUGGCGACAUCUACUCUUCAAACCUCAAUUCAACUUCGUGGUACUUCUAUGAUAAAUCAGGGUCUCUUCUAUCACGGCUUAACAUUGCGCAGCAGAGUAGUGCCAAUGACACAUUGGCUGUUGUCCUCAGCGACAAUGGAUCCCUUUCCUUCCGCAUCCUCCUACAGAUUGCCGAUGGCACGCGCUACAUGGCUAGUCUCCCAUUCGCAAUCCCGGAGGACUCAUGUGACAUGCCAGCCCAGUGCGACCCCUAUUCCGUUUGCAUUAGUGGAGCAGGAUGCCAGUGCCCGUCAGCACUUAGCACCUUUCCAAACUGCAACCCCGGUCUCAUAUCACCAUGUAACUCAAAAGAGGACUUUCAGCUAGCUCAACUGGAUAGUGGAGUUGGGUAUAUUGGCACUAGGUUCACCCGGCCCUUGGCUAGAACAAAUAUCAUAGGAUGCAAGGAUGCGUGCAUGGGCAAUUGCUUCCUUUUCAACCAGAUCGGUAGUUUGCAGAAGAAAGGUGAAAGGGAACCUGCUUCUGUAUCUUUUAUCAAGGUAUCUAGCACUAACCAUGGCUCUGGGAAAGGUGGGAGUGGCGCCGGGAGGCACACCGUCGUUACUGUUGUCAUUGUGGUCGGACCGUUGGCUGUCAUAGGGGUUCUUGUUUAUGUUGGCUUCAGCAUUUAUCAUCGUCGUCGGAGGCAACCUUCACCCUCACAAGAACAAGACGAUGGGUUUCUCCGGACGAUAUCUGGAGCACCAAUGCGGUUUACUUACACGGAGCUCCGAGGUGCUACAAACAACUUCGCUGACAAGCUUGGUCAGGGAGGAUUUGGAUCCGUGUAUCUCGGAACACUCCCAGAUGGGAGUAGCAUUGCUGUAAAGAAGCUGGAGGGCCUAGGCCAAGGGGAGAGAGAGUUUCGUUCUGAGAUGACAACAAUUGGCAACAUCCACCACGUUCAUCUAGUUAAACUCCGAGGUUUUUGCGUCGAGGGGGCACAAAGGCUUCUUGCUUACGAGUACAUGCCCAAGGGGUCUCUAAACAGGUGGAUUUUGAGCACUAGAGUGGAUGCUCCCCUUCUAGACUGGGAUACAAGGUUUCGCAUUGCACUUGGAACAGCAAAGGGGCUGGCGUACCUCCAUCAGGACUGCGAGUCCAAGAUUAUACAUUGCGACAUCAAGCCUGAGAACGUUCUACUUGAUGACAACUUCCAUGCAAAGGUAGCUGACUUUGGGCUUGCCAAGUUGAUGAGCAGGGAGCAAAGCCAUGUUUUCACCAGGCUCAGAGGCACACGGGGCUAUGUUGCGCCCGAGUGGAUCACCAACUACGCCAUCUCAGAUAAGAGCGACGUGUACAGCUACGGGAUAGUCCUGCUCGAGAUAAUCAGCGGAAGGAGGAGCUUCGACCCCUUGGAAGCCUCGGAGAAGGCCCAUUUCCCACCCUUCGCUUUCAAGAAGCUGGAGGAAGGCGAUCUUCGCAAUAUCGUCGACGCCAAGUUGGCGUACGACGAUGAAGAUGACCGGGUGGAGAUAGCUAUCAGGGUUGCUCUGUGGUGCAUUCAGGAGGAUUUCUCCUGGAGACCUUCCAUGUCGAAAGUUGUCCAGAUGCUCGAAGGCGUCUGUGAUGUGCUGCAGCCACCGACGUCCUCGCAUGUUGUGGACCGGCUCCAUCCGAAUGCUUUCAAGCCGACUGAUACUCUACUUUCAGCUGUGCAGCUGUCUAGUCCCAGAUGA